Molecule: messenger RNA, 4815 nt
Organism: Mauremys mutica (yellowpond turtle)
Lineage: Eukaryota; Metazoa; Chordata; Testudines; Geoemydidae
Gene: MLH3
Product: mutL homolog 3
Exons: 12
Coding region: 74-4414 (1446 amino acids)
Biological process (GO): mismatch repair
Cellular component (GO): mismatch repair complex
Molecular function (GO): ATP-dependent DNA damage sensor activity; ATP binding; mismatched DNA binding
Source: RefSeq, a predicted model, not a curated record
GGGACUGUUUCAAAGAAGGAAAAGGAAUGAUGAUCCUGAAAUUUCUUGGGUUCCUCACCUUUCUGCUUUUGCCAUGAUCAAAUGUUUGGUUGAAGAUGUGCGCUCCAGGUUACGCUCCGGAGUGGCCAUCAACUCACUGGCCCAGUGUGUUGAAGAGCUUGUCCUCAAUAGCAUUGAUGCUAAAGCAACAUGUGUGGCCAUACGGGUGGAUUUGGAAACCUUCAAGGUCCAGGUGUUGGACAAUGGCUCUGGGAUGGGGAGAGAGGAUCUAAAUAAAGUGGGUAAUCGAUAUUUCACUAGUAAGUGCAACUCAGUGGAGGAUUUAGAGAAUCUGAAGUUCUAUGGUUUCCGAGGGGAGGCUGUGGCCAGCAUAGCAAAUAUGGCCAGCAUAGUAGAAAUUUCAUCCAAAACCAACAAUACAGUGAAAACCUUUAUGAAACUCUUUCAGAAUGGGAAAGCACUGGAAGUCUGUGAGGCUGAAUUGACUAGACCAAGUGGUGGAACAACAGUAACUGUGUAUAACCUGUUCCACCAGUUACCAGUGAGGAAAAAGUGCAUGGAUCCCAUGCUGGAAUUUGAGAGGGUGAGGCAGAAGGUAGAGGCUCUUUCGCUCAUACAUCCUUCUGUCUCAUUUUCCUUAAGAAAUGAUGCUUCCUGUUCUAUGAUGCUUCAGCUCCCCAAGACAAAAGAUAUGUAUUCCCGUUUUUGUCAGAUUUAUGGACUGGGAAGAACACAGAAAUUAAGAAAAAUAAAUUAUACAUCUGGGGAGUUUGAGUUAAGUGGCUAUAUCAGUUCUGAAGGGCAUUACAAUAAGAAUAUGCAGUUUUUGUAUGUGAAUAAUAGACUGGUUUUAAAAACAAGAUUGCAUAAACUCAUGGACUUUUUAUUAAGGAAAGAAAGUGUUAUUUGCAAGGCAAAAGGUGGCCUUGCCAACAGACAGAUGAGUUCAAGUCCUGUUCGGCAUCGUGGCCCAGAGCUGUAUGGAAUCUUCGUUAUCAAUGUGAAGUGUCAGUAUUGUGAAUAUGAUGUAUGUCUGGAACCUGCAAAAACUCUGAUAGAAUUCCGCAAUUGGGAUGCUCUUUUAGCUUGCUUUGAGGAAGGAGUGAAAACAUUUUUAAAGCGAGAACACUUAUUUGUUGAACUGUCUGGUGAAGACAUAAAAGAAUUUAAUGAAGACAAUGGCUUUAGUUUGUACGGGACCAGAGCACUGCAGCCUGCACUCUCUGAAGAAAAGAGCAUACAAGACAAUUUUAAGAAAACAUGUGAUGAUAUUGUAGAUUCCUAUGAAAUGUUUAAUUUGCAAUCAAAAACUGUCAAAAGAAAAGUGACUAUUCAGGAAGAGUCUUCAGAUCUCAUAAGUUCAAAUGAUAAUGCAGAAAAGGAAGUCUCCUCAGGUCUGAUCAUUGCUGAACCAGCUGACACAGCGAGUCCUCUGCUCAACAAAGAAGGCACCACUUCUGAUUUCUCAGGAUUAGGUAUCUCAGAACAAGAGCCAAAAGAAUUCAACAAUCCCAAAAUGGUGUUUGUGAGCUGCAAGUCUUCAGAAAAUCUCUCUGGGGAGUCCAGGUCAGAAAGAGUAGAAAUAGACAGUUAUGCUGAAAUGCCAUGUUGUACUGAGAAUUGUGUGGAAGAUGCAAGAACGCAGGAGGACAGUGCAGCUCAGAAAAGCAGCAUCAAUAUUGCCUUCGGAAAUGGUGUCACUCAAGGGCAGCAUGAGAGAGUUGAAGAUACAGCUGAUGGACCAGAACUUCUUUGUGGGAGAGCAUUGAUGGGAAUGUCUGAUGCAAUGAAAGAUGACAGUAGAAAAAGUAAAGGGCCAAAUAAUGAUGGUGGAGGAAGGGUUGUUAGAUCAGUACCACUGAAGUUGUGUUCCACAGGCCUUAUAACUCAUGUGAUGCAAAAUCAGCCACCACAUGAACAAACUGAAAUGAAUUGCUCAUUAAACAUGCAUUCUAAACCUGGUCCUGUAAGUGCCAAGGACAUAUUUGGAAACAAGAUGAGCUUUUCAGUUCAGGGUCUAAAUGUUCAGGAUAUUUCUAGUAUUUUAAAUAAAGAGUAUACUACACUACCCAAUAGAGAAGUAUGCAGAGCAUAUGCAUAUGAGUGGUUAGAAAAUGAGACUGUAUCAGGCCAGAAGAAUGAGGAGGUAGCUUCCAUUACUGCAAGAGAUAGAAGGGAGUGUGUAACAUCACACACUAGAGAGUUGCUUCCUGUCACUUCCUUGGGUUUUGCUCAUAAUGAAAAUAAUCCAAGCAACAGAAGACAAAUGGUUGAGCUAUCUGUUAUGCCCAGAACCCAAGCCUAUAAGAAGCUGAGCUUGGCCAUACAGUUGGGGUCUUUAGAGCGAUUCAGGAGACAUUAUGGGAAGGUCAGGAGUGCACCAUCAGUAUCUAUUCCAGAGAAGAGGAGUGAAUUUGAACCUCCAGGUGUUCUUGGUUGUCUAGCUGAUCUUGACACCUUGAAGAAUCAGAAUAACAAUUUUGAAUGUGUUAACAUUUGUGAAACCCAAGUUCUGGAACAUGCUGAUUCUAAUAUUUGCCAAGCUGGUUGCCUCCUUUCCUUGGAGAGGUCUCAGUUCUGUGGCAAAGAAACUUUGUUAAACAGAAAAGCUCCUUGUGUGAGAGAGAGUCCUUUGACAUUGACUGAUUACUCUCAAAUUAGAAGAAAAGACCUAAGUAGCAGUAGAUCACUUGGAUCUCUAGCUUCUAAACUGUCCAGAAUGAAGGGUGACCACAAGGAAGUUUUAGCUACAGAAGUUGUGGGACAAGUUGAUGAACAAUUCCAAAGAGAUUCAAGCAGAAAAGGUAACACAUUGCAUCUUUUGUCUCAAACUGAUGAUUUUUUGCAGAGUUCUUAUCAAAUGUGUCAAAGCUGCUCACAAGAAGUAGGGGUAGACGAUUGCAUCCUUGCGUCUGCCUCUGAUGAGCAGGAUGCUCCCUGCAAAACGUAUAGUACAAGAGGAGGGACUAUGGAAAAUGCCGUGAACCAGUCACUGCUCAUCAACACAGAUGGGGAGUACAUGGCCACCACAAGCAGUGGUUUGGCAUUACACAGUGAAAAGAGUUAUUCUGAGGGCAUCUCUAAAGAUGGAAAUAUUGUGGAUGUAUCUUCAAAGCAGACUUCAAAAGCCACUGAGCUUCCCAAUGUAACUUUGUCAAGUAGUUUGGAAGUACCUGGAGAUGUCACAAAUGCAGUUCAGUCUAAAAAUGAGGAAUCAAUAUUGUGUCCUGUCUGGAUGCAACGUUUUGAUGUUUCACUGGGUAAGAUGGUAUACGUCAAUAAAAUGACUGGACUAAGCACCUACAGUACUCCUCCAACUGAAGAACUUCAGGCUGCUUGUACUAAAGAUAUAACUACAAUGGCUGUGAAUGUUGUCUUACAGAGUGGGUUUCAGUGCAGGUGCCAUCCUUUUAGAAGUGAGCUUGUUCUACCCUUCCUUCCUAGACCUCGUGAAGAGAGGAUUCUGGCAAGCCAGGAUUUCAGAGAUGCUGAUGGGGAGUCUCUCCAGUCCUUGUUUUCAGAGUGGGAUAAUCCUGUAUUUGCUCACUACCCAGAGGUUGCUGUUGAUGUGAGCAGUGGCCAGGCUGGGAGUCUGGCUGUGAAAAUUCAUAAUAUCUUAUAUCCCUAUCGUUUCACCAAGGAAAUGAUUAAUUCAAUGCAGGUUCUUCACCAAGUGGACAAUAAAUUUAUUGCUUGUUUAAUCAACACUAGGAGUGACGUGAAUGCAGAUGCAGAUGGAAACCUGCUGGUGUUGGUGGAUCAGCAUGCAGCCCAUGAGCGUAUCCGCUUGGAGCAACUUAUUGCAGAUUCCUAUGAGAAGCAACCUGAAGAAUCUGGCAAGAAGAAAUUGCUGUCCUCCACCAUCUGGCCCCCACUGGAGAUUGAGGUAACAGAGGAGCAGAGAAGACUUUUACGGUGCUGCCACAAAAGCCUGGAGGAAAUAGGCCUUGAAUUAUCAUUUCCAGAGAACAACAGCUCCCAGAUUCUAGUUGGGAAAGUGCCCCUAUGUUUUAUGGAGAGAGAGGCCAAUGAAUUACGACGGAAAAGACAGCCUGUGGCUAAAAGCAUUGUGGAGGAGUUGAUUCAAGAACAAGUUGAGCUGUUGCAGACCACAGGAGGCGCACAAGGGACACUCCCACUAACCUUUCUAAAGGUGCUGGCUUCCCAGGCAUGCCAUGGAGCUAUUAAGUUUAAUGACAGCUUGACUAAGGAGGAGAGCUGCCAGCUUAUUGAAGCUUUGUCCUCUUGCCAGCUGCCUUUCCAGUGUGCUCAUGGGAGACCUUCCAUGAUGCCACUUGCAGACAUAGACCACCUGAAGCAGGAAAAGCAGCCUAAACCUAAUUUGUCUAAACUGCGGAGAAUGGCCCGAGCCUGGCAGCUGUUUGGGAAACAAGGACAGCACUUGGAAGUGUGAGCUAAAAACCAGACCCUCCAGGAAUAUUGAUGUCACACAACCCUUAAUACUUCCAGCCAGCAACGUGAAACCAAUGUUGCUGCUUGGAUGCAACUCCUGAGCCAGGACGGUAUCAGAAGUACUACCUUCACAGCUGACCUUCUGAGGAGUCAAGAUAAUCCGUGGGAAUGUGGCAGGAGAAGGCUCCUAUAGUCCAGAGAAGAGGCUUCAAUGUUCAGAAAUUAUAUUGUGUGCCCAGACUUGGCUAUUCAAGGAUAGAAAGAGUCUCACACUUGCAAGUGUUAAAUUCCCUUCUUGUGAGAAUGGCAGGAUUCCUCAUAGCGGAAGGGUGGUUUUAAUGUAUUUACAAUGCUUGAAAGUGUAGAUGGCUAAGUAUUUAUUAAUAAACCAACACCACUUUC